Molecule: messenger RNA, 2283 nt
Organism: Prionailurus viverrinus (fishing cat)
Lineage: Eukaryota; Metazoa; Chordata; Mammalia; Carnivora; Felidae
Gene: CRTAP
Product: cartilage associated protein
Exons: 8
Coding region: 79-1482 (467 amino acids)
Biological process (GO): peptidyl-proline hydroxylation to 3-hydroxy-L-proline; collagen fibril organization
Cellular component (GO): endoplasmic reticulum
Molecular function (GO): protein binding; collagen binding
Source: RefSeq, a predicted model, not a curated record
CGCCGCGUUGCGCAGUCCUCCGCCUUCCUUGCCUUCUCGUCCCCUUCCUUCCUUCCUUCCUUCCUUCCGCCGGGCGCGAUGGAGCCGGGACGCGGGGCGGCCGCGGCGCUGCUGGCGCUGCUGUGCGCAGUCUGUGCGCUGCGCUGCGGGCGCGCCCAGUACGAGCGCUACAGCUUCCGCAGCUUCCCGCGGGACGAGCUGAUGCCGCUCGAGUCGGCCUACCGGCACGCGCUGGACCAGUACAGCGGCGAGCACUGGGCGGAGAGCGUGGGCUACCUGGAGAUCAGCCUGCGGCUGCACCGCCUGCUGCGCGACAGCGAGGCCUUCUGCCACCGCAACUGCAGCGCCGUGCCCCAGCCCGAGUCGGCCGCCGGCCUCGCCCGCUACCCCGAGCUGCGCCUCUUCGGGGGCCUGCUGCGCCGCGCGCACUGCCUCAAGCGCUGCAAGCAGGGCCUGCCAGCCUUCCGCCAGUCGCAGCCCAGCCGCGAAGUGCUGGCCGACUUCCAGCGCCGGGAGCCGUACAAGUUCCUGCAGUUCGCCUACUUCAAGGCAAAUAAUCUCCCAAAGGCCAUUGCCGCCGCUCACACCUUUCUACUGAAGCAUCCCGAUGACGAAAUGAUGAAGAGAAACAUGGCGUAUUACAAGAGCUUGCCUGAUGCCGAGGACUACAUUAAGGACUUGGAAACCAAGUCAUAUGAGAGCCUGUUCGUCCGAGCCGUGCGGGCCUACAAUGGCGAGAACUGGAGGACGUCCGUCACAGACAUGGAGCUGGCCCUUCCCGAUUUCUUCAAAGCCUUUUACGAGUGUCUGGCAGCCUGUGAGGGCUCCAGGGAGAUCAAGGACUUCAAGGACUUCUAUCUUUCCAUAGCAGAUCAUUAUGUAGAAGUCCUGGAAUGCAAAAUGCAGUGUGAAAAGAACCUCACCCCCGUUGUAGGAGGCUAUCCCGUGGAGAAGUUUGUGGCCACCAUGUAUCAUUAUUUGCAGUUUGCUUAUUAUAAAUGGCCAGAACACUGGGAGUUUAGGAGUGUUCCGGAUACAUCCAGGCUCUGGCGGCUCAUGGGUCUUCGAAAUUCUCACGUGCUCAGGAAAUCACCCCGCAUCUCGGAAACUGUGGCAAUGACUUAUGAACACUGGCAGACCAAAACCUUUACAUCUGCUUGCUGCUUCGAAAGAAAAUCUUUGCUUUCCGGGUUUAUAGUGAACGACCUGAAGAACGCGGCCCCCUGUGCGGUCAGCUACCUGCUCUUUGACCACAGUGACAAGGUCAUGCAGCAGAACCUGGUGUAUUACCAGUACCACAGGGACAAGUGGGGCCUCUCGGACGAGCAUUUCCAGCCCAGACCAGAAGCAGUUCAGUUCUUCAAUGUAACUACGCUCCAGAAAGAGCUGUAUGACUUUGCUAAGGAAAAUAUAAUGGAUGACGAUGAGGGAGAGGUUCUGGAAUACGUGGAUGACCUCUUGGAGCUGGAGGAGACCGGCUAGUCCACAGCAAAGAGAAGCCCCUGGAUGUCCAGGGGACACAGAUUCUGUCUGCCUUUCCCCAGUAGCCCACGUCGCCGAUACCUCAAAGCCUUCUCUUCGCUCUGCGAAGUGAAAGGGAAGCCUCGUCUCUCACUACGUCUAAUAAGGGGCGAGCACACCUGCCCCCCCACGCGCCUCCCACCUUCACACACGCCUUUCGCACUAUUUUGGUUGGAAGCACGGUCCUCCAUUUUUUCCCCCCAGAAAAUCACAAUUUUUUUUUUUUUAAUAAGAAAAAUACUCCUCAAAUUAGAUAAUUGUGAAAACCUAUUUUGGGCUUUCCGCUCUUUCAGGUUUUAGACUCCAUUAUCCCCAUGCCCUGAUUCAGGAAGACAGUGGAAGACACGGGCCAAACUUCUCCACACACCUCCCCCCCCCCCGACCCCGUGACAGCGUACAAGUGGUCUGACCCGCACCAUUUCUGGCACCCACUGAAAGAGAAGCUGCGUAGAUAGUGCAGGCUCCAGAAAUGUGGCUUUUGCCCCACACUUCUGCAUCUCCAAAGUCUUACAAUGGUUGGUCGAUCCCUGGGCACCAUAGUCAGUUGCAAGUCUCAGAGUUGGAAAUGGAAGAAAGCAGAGGGGGUCUGGUCUCAUUCAUUUUUUCAAUAAAUAUUUAUUGAGCACCUACUACAUGCUAGACGUUGACGGGGGCACUAGAAGCGCCAUGCAGAAUGACGGGGAGAAAAUCCCUGCCCUCCGGAGCCUACGUCCUCUAAGGGAGACAGACAACAAAUAAAUAAGAACAAAUGUGUAUAAACUA